GAAGAGGAGGCGGCGGCGGCUGCUGCAGGAUGCAGGCUCCAUGGGGCUGCUGUGGCUCCUCUCCUUCAUGCAUUCCGCCUUCUUCGGGGAGGAGGUGCUGGAGGAGUUGAAGAUGUCUGGCUCCAUUGCCUCUUAUGACCAGCUGGUACACCAGGUGGAGGUCUUGAAGAAGGAGAAUACUCAUCUCCGCCGGGAGCUGGAAGACAACUCCAGCCACCUGUCCAAGCUGGAGAAUGAGACUUCGGACAUGAAGGUCGUCCUGAAGCAUCUCCAGAGUAAGCUGGAGCAGGAGGCCAGAAUCAUGGUGUCUUCAGGAAGGAUGGAGAUGCUGGAACAGCUGGAAGCCUUGCAGAUGGACAUCGCCAGCCUCUACAACCUCAAGUUUCAUUCUCCAGCUCUGGCCCCGGAGCCAGCCAGCCCGGGCCCGAGUCCCAAGAGGAGCCCCCCACCCGGCGCCGGGCCAGCCAAAAAGGACAGUCUGGGGGAGCUGAGCAGGGCCACCGUCCGCCUGCUGCAGGAGCUGGACAAGGAGAGGUGCUUUCUGUUGAGCGAGAUCGAGAAGGAGGAGAAGGAGAAGCUGUGGUAUUACACUCAGCUACAGAGUCUCUCCAAGCGCCUGGAUGAGCUACCUCACGUGGAGACGUUUUCCAUGCAGAUGGACCUGAUCCGCCAGCAGCUGGAAUUUGAAGCCCAGCACAUCCGCUCGCUGAUGGAGGAGCGGUUUGGGACCACUGACGAGAUGGUGCAGAGGGCUCAGAUCCGGGCUUCUCGCCUGGAGCAGAUCGAUAAGGAACUGCUAGAGGCCCAGGACCGCGUGCACCAUGUGGAGCCCCAGACCCAGCCGAGUGGGAAGCCGGCCUGCUCAGAAGGGGAUGGGGACGUGGAGGCCCCUACUCAUCCAGAGGAUGGGGGAAGCCAGCUUGGAAACAGCAAGGUGGAGGUGGUGUUCUGGCUGCUGUCCAUGCUCGCCACCCGGGACAAGGAGGACAUGGCACGGACGCUGCUGGCCAUGUCUAGCUCCCAGGAGAGCUGCCUGGCCAUGCGCAAGUCGGGCUGCCUGCCGCUGCUGGUCCAGAUCCUGCACGAUGCUGACCGCGAGCCCGGACCAGCGGCCGGGGGCGGCAAGGACGCUCGCAUGCGAGCUAAUGCCGCGCUCCACAACAUCAUCUUCUCGCAGCCUGAUGAGGGCCAGGCCAAGAAGGAGAUGCGCGUGCUGCACGUGCUGGAGCAGAUCCGCUCCUACUCGGAGACCUGCUGGGACUGGCUGCAGAUGCAGGGCCAGGACGUGGGCAGGGGCCCUGAGGGCGGCGCGGCCCCUGUUCCCAUUGAACCACAAAUCUGCCAAGCUACCUGUGCAGUGAUGAAGCUGUCAUUUGAUGAGGAAUACCGACGGGCCAUGAACGAACUGGGUGGGCUGCAGGCCGUGGCGGAGUUGCUGCAGGUGGACUAUGAGAUGCACCGAAUGACCAGUGACCCCCUGAACCUGGCACUGCGCCGCUAUGCUGGCAUGGCCCUCACCAACCUCACCUUCGGGGAUGUUGUCAACAAGGCGACACUGUGUGCCCGACGGGGCUGUAUGCAGGCCAUAGUGGCCCAGCUGACCUCGGAGAGUGAAGAACUCCAUCAGGUGGUAUCCAGCAUCCUCCGGAACCUAUCUUGGAGAGCAGACAUCAACAGCAAGAAAAUCCUGAGGGAGGUGGGCAGCAUGACUGAGUUGAUGCAGUGCGCCCUGCGGGCCUCCAAGGAGUCCACUCUGAAGAGCGUCCUGAGUGCCCUGUGGAACCUGUCAGCCCACAGCACGGAGAAUAAGGCAGCCAUCUGCCUGGUGGAGGGGGCCCUGGGCUUCCUGGUCAGCACGCUCACCUACAAGUGCCAGAGCAACUCGCUGGCCAUCAUCGAGAGUGGUGGUGGAAUCCUUCGUAAUGUCUCCAGUCUGAUUGCCACGCGCGAGGACUACAGGCAGGUGCUCCGGGACCACAACUGCCUGCAGACGCUGCUGCAGCACCUCAAGUCGCACAGCCUGACCAUCGUCAGCAACGCCUGCGGGACCCUGUGGAACCUGUCGGCCCGCAGCGCCCGAGAUCAGGAGCUGCUGUGGGACCUGGGGGCCGUGAGCAUGCUCCGCAACCUGAUCCACUCGAAGCACAAGAUGAUCGCCAUGGGCAGCGCCGCGGCCCUGCGCAACCUGCUGAGCCACCGGCCCCUCAAGUACAAGGACGCGGCGGCCGUCGUGUCCCCGGGCUCUUGCAUGCCCAGCCUCUACGUGCGCAAGCAGAAGGCGCUGGAGGCCGAGCUGGACGCCAAGCACCUGGCCGAAGCCCUGGACACCCUGGAGGGGCAGAGCCUCAAGGGCCAGCCCGCCAAGAAGCCCCUGCGCCACCUGGACAGCCUGGUCCGGGAUUACGCCUCCGACUCGGGCUGCUUCGACGACGACGAGGGACCCGGCUCGGCCCCCGGCGUGGAGGCCACCAACCCGUCCGUCCUGUCCAUGUUCCUCAACUCCUCCUUCCUGCAGGGCCAGGCCCUGCCCCGGGGCCCCGUCCCGCGCCGGGGCCCCGAGCCGGAGAGAGACGACGGCGGCGGCGGCGUUGGGCCCCCGAAGGCGGAGGGCGGAGCGGCGCAGCUGGCCAGCAAGCUGGCGGGGGCCGCGGCCAAGAUGGACAAGCUGGUCGAGGACGUCUCGGCCCUGCACACGUCGUCCGACGACAGCUUCAGCCUCAGCUCCGGGGAUCCGGGGCUCGACUGGGCCUUCGCCCCCGAGGGCCGGCGGGAGGCCCGGGCCCAGUCGUGCUCCCCGUGCCGGCUCCCCGAGCCCGGGGCCCGGCGGGAGGCGCCCGGCCGCGGCGCCCACCCGCUGCUGCGGCUCAAGGCCACCUACGCCAGCCUGUCCAACGACAGCCUCAACAGCGGCAGCACCAGCGACGGCUACUGCCCUAGGGAGCUCAUGCGGCCCUGCCCCCGGGCCCCCUUCGCCGACUACCGGGAGGAGCUGCAGCGCUACCAGCAGCGGCCCAGCCGGCUCGACCUCAAAGGGGUCCCGGCCAGCCGGCCGGAGAAGGCCGAGCCGCCCGGCCGGGAGCAGCAGCGGGUCGCCCAGAGGCCGGUGGCCGCCCCCGGCGCUGGGGAGCGGGAGGGCAGGCCGGCGGCGGCCCCCCAGGUCCACACAAUCAAGCUGUCCCCCUCCUACCAGCACGUCCCGCUGCUGGAGGGGAUGGCCAAGGCGGGCAGGCGGCAGGCCUGGCCGCCUGGCGCGCUGCCGCCGGGCCCCGGGGGGGCGAGCAAGGUGCCAGCCAAGCCGGCCCCCCCGGCCGGCCCGCCGGCCCAGGCCGAGACGCUGCAGCGGUACUCGGUGGAAGACACCCCCAUCUGCUUCUCCCGCUGCAGCUCCCUCUCGUCCCUCUCCUCGGCCGACCACGCCCUCAGCCGCAGCGAGGACCCCGGCCUGGACAGCGACUCGUCCCUGGAGAUCUUGGACGAGCCGGGGCCGGGCGAGGGGCGGAGGGCGGGGGAGGACGAGGAGGAGGAGGGCGAGGGCGAGGAGGAGGAAGAGGAGGACGAGGACGAGGGCGAAGGGGAGCGGGACGAGGAGGAGGAGAGGUGGAGGCCCCCGGGCACCGCCUCUCUGCCCGUGGCCAUCCCCGCCCAGCGGCUCGAGAAGACACCGGGCCGGGGGGCCGCCUCGGCCUCCCCGCCCCGCCCCGAGGACCGGACGCCCUCCAGCUCGUCGGAGAACUACGUCCAGGAGACGCCCCUGGUCAUGAGCCGCUGCAGCUCGGUCAGCUCCCUGGGCAGCUUCGAGAGUCCGUCCAUCGCCAGCUCCAUCCAGAGCGACCCGUGCAGCGAGAUGAUCAGCGGCACCGUCAGCCCCAGCGAGCUGCCCGACAGCCCCGGCCAGACCAUGCCCCCCAGCCGGAACAAGACCCCGCUGCCCGAGCCCUGCGCCCCGCCCGAGCGGGAGGCCAGCCAGUUCAACCUCCAGUGGGAGAACAACGUGAAGAAAUUCAUGGACAUCACCGACUUCAAGGAGCGGUUCCAGCUGCCGCCCGACCUGGACUCCAUGAUCUACUUCACCGUGGAGAAGCCCGUGGAGAACUUCUCCUGCGCUUCCAGCCUGAGCGCCCUGCCCCUCCACGAGCACUACGUCCAGAAGGACGUGGAGCUCAAGCUGAUGCCGCCCUUCUCCGAGCGGGGCGGGCUCCACUUUGCCGGCCACGGAAAGCGGGAGGAGCUGGAGCGGGCGGAGGCCGGCGGGGGCUGGGGCCGGCCCGACCCCCACUCGGACGACGAGCUGGACAUCCUGAAGGAGUGCAUCAGCUCCGCCAUGCCCUCCCGCUUCCGCAAGGCCCAGGCCAAGAAGGCCCGCCCAGUGCCCGUCUACAUGCUGGUGCCCGCCCACGCCUCCCCGGGCCAGGCCAAGGCCCCGCGGCCCAGCCGGGAACCGGCCAAGGACGAGGACUCCUUCACCGACUCGGCCGAGGGGACGCCGGUCAACUUCUCCAGCGGCGCGUCGCUCAGCGACGAGACCCUGCACGACCCGUCCAGGGCCCCGCCCCGGGCCCCGGCCCCGGCCCCGGCCCCGGCCCGGGACUGUCGGGGAGGCCAGGGCCCGCCGGGCUCCCGGAAAGGCUGGGGGUCGGGAGAGCCGGCGGGCGGCAAGCAGGGCCCGCCCGCCCACUCCACCCCCACCAAGGGGAGCGGGGGCCCCCGGCCGCCGGGAAGGGGGCCGGCCCCCGAAGCCGCCCCCCGGGGACCCCGGAAGGAUCUGCCCCGCCUGGAGCUGACCGGCGGCCGGCCCGGCGACAGCCGCCGCCCCCCCCGGGGAGGUGGCCCCCGCCAGGACGGGGGCCCCGGGGAGGUGGCCUUCCAGUCCCUGUGCCACACCACGCCCACCGAGGAGGCCGUCUACUGCUUCUACGAGAAUGACUCGGACGAGGCCCCGCGGGCUCCGGUCGGGAAGGCGCCCGGCCUCGCCCGGCCUUCCAAAAAGGAGCGCCGGCCGGCCAAGAAGGAGGCGGAGCCCGGGGCCAAGCCCCCGCCGGGCCGCAGCCGGCCCCCCGCCCGGCUCCAGCACAACUUGAUCGUGGACGAGACUCCGCCCUGCUACUCCCUCAGCUCCUCCCUCAGCUCCCUGAGCGAUCUGGACCUCUCGGAACCGGGCGGGGCCCAGCCGGCCCCCAAGGCCGCCCGGCUCCGGCCCCGGGGGCCCGAGCCCCUGGCCGCGCCCCCCAGCUCGCCGAGCGUCAACUCGGACGAGGAGGACCUCCCGCCGCGGGGCCCGGGGGCGGCGGCGCCCCGGCGGCGGCGCCCCUCGGCCCGGCGCCGGCAGCCCAAAGCGGCUGGCCCCAAGUCCGGCGGCGGAGCCGGCAGGGAGCGGGAGCCGGGCGAGGAGCCCGGCUCCGACCGGGCCUCGGAUCUGGACAGCGUCGAGUGGAAGGCCAUCCAGGAGGGCGCCAACUCCAUCGUGACGUGGCUGCACCAGGCAGCCGCCUCCUUCUCGCGGGAGCCCUCCUCCGAGUCCGACUCCAUCCUGUCCUUCGUGUCGGGGCUGUCCGUGGGCUCCACCUUGCAGCCGAGCCGGGACAGGAAGGAGGCGGACAGGGCGGAGCGGGCCGCCGACGGGCAGGCCGAGAGGGAGGCGGCCGCCGUCGGCGCAGAGGGCAGGCAGGUGGCGGCCGAGCGGCCCUCCGACGCCCGGCCCCCCCGGGCCCCAGAGAAACCCCCGGGGGCCCAGAAAACUCUCUCCGGCCUGCCGGUGGUGUUCCGCGGCCGGACCGUCAUCUACAUGCCCAGCCUGCCCAAGGACUCGGCCAGUCCCCGUUCCACCCCCAAGAAGACGGGGCCUAAGGCGGAACCCCCGGCCAAGCCCCUCGCCCCCGCCAACCAGCAGCAGCGCUCUCGCAGCCUCCACCGGCCGGGCAAGAUCUCCGAGUUGACGGAUCUGACCCUCCCGAAAAGGAGCGCCACGCCCCCUGCCCAGGUCCCCAAGGCCCCCUCCUCGGGGUCCUCCCGCACCUCCCCGCCGUCCAGGCCCCCGCCCAAGAAACCGCCGCCGCCGCCGCCGCCGCCGCCGGCCCAGCUCGGCAAGCCGCCGCCGGCUCCCAGCCCGAAGGCGGUGGGCGCCUCGCCCUCGCCCCCGGCCCGAGCCCCCGGGAAGAUACCGGGCCCCAAGCAACCCAAGACUCAGAAGUCCCCAGUGCGCAUCCCGUUCAUGCAGAAGCCGGUCAAGAAGACGUUCCCAGCCAGGGGCCCCAUGCCCGUCCUGGAGGAGCAGGGCCCGGGGCUCAAGCCAGCCGCCGGGGGCCCCACGGGCAUCCCGCAGAGCGGCCGGCUCAACCUGGUGCGCACCGCGUCGGCCCGCUCCAGCGGCAGCGAGUCGGACCGCUCGGGCUUCUUGCGGCAGCUGACCUUCAUCAAGGAGUCCUCCGGCCUCCUGCGGCGUCACCGCUCGGAGCUCUCCUCCUCGGAGUCCGGCUCCUCCCUGUCCCGCAGUCACUCCCCGGGGGCCUGCCGGGCCCGGCCCGGCCUCCCGGCUGUUUUCCUGUGCUCCUCCCGCUGCCAGGAGCUCAAGGCACACAAGCCAGGGGUGGCAAGGCCGGGCCAGCGCCCCGCGGCUCCCAGGAUGCCCCCUGGCCCGCCAGCCCCCUCGGGGGCCCGCCCCCCUAGGCGGACCAGCUCAGAGAGCCCGUCCCGCCUCCCCGUGAAGACCCACCCCCCCGCACCCGAGCCCUUCAAACGGUACUCCUCCUCACCCCAAAUCAACAUUGUCAAGAGGACCGGGAGUCCUUCUCCUACCCUCUCACCCUGCUCCGAGGCGGGGGGCAGGAGGAGGAGGAGGGGAAGGGGAGCAGAGGAGGAGGAGGAGGGGGAGAAAGAGGAGAAGGAGGAGGUGGAGGCGGAGGAGGAGGAAAAGACCACCUGGUCUUCUCCAGCAGUGGCGGCGGCUGGGGAGGGGCCCGGGGAGCAGCUGAUGAUGAUGAAGGGGACCUGGCGGCGGAUCCGGGAUGAAGACAUCCCCCACAUCUUGAAGAGCACCCUUCCCCCUACCGCUCUCCCCCUGGUUGGCCCAGCAGGAGAAGGCAGCGGCGGUGGCAGCAGCCCACUGAGGAAGACCAGCGAUGCCGUGGUCCAGACCGAGGACUUCUCAGCCUCCAAGACCAACUCCAGCACCUCCCCGACCCUGGAGAGCCGCGAGCCGCCCACGGCCCCGUUCCCCGCCUCGACCCCCUUCUUGGGCAGCGACGUGGAUGGCCCGGCCAAGCCCGUGCCUGCCGUCUCCUUUGCCCACGAAGGCCCCAUUGGAGGCUUCCCUGCCAGCCGACAUGGCUCCCCGAGCCGGGCUGCCCGGGUAACCCCCUUCAAUUAUGUGCCCAGUCCCAUGGUAGUGCCAGCUGUGAGCGACAAGCCCUUAGAGAAAGCUGGUGGGCUCCUGGACUAGCUCCCCACAUUCUCCGCCCUGCUGCCCCCACUCCCACCGCUGCCGCUGUCUUGCCUGCCAGGACUUAACGCUGCCCAGCCACUGGUACCCUAGAGCUAAGGAGAAACCGCUUUCAGAUUUCACGCUUAAGAGAAACCCCUGCUCCAGCGGGGAUGGGCCUAGGCCCAGGGCAGCCUCUGGGUUGGCGAACGCGAGGAUCGCCUGGAGGGUGCUGGGCAAUCCUCGUUCCAGAGCCCCGGACCUGAACUGCUUAAGAGGGGUCUGGAGGGAGGUAGAGAGCAAUGCGAGGGCUCGCCUGCCUCUCUCCCCUUCUCCAUCCUCUUCCCUCCCCUUCCUCUAUCUGCUGCCCCUACCUCCACCCACCUGGCUGUGGCCCAGCUACUGGAAAUUCAACUUUUCCAGGGGAAUAGGAGGGGCAGCAGAUGAGAUUCCUCCCCAACCCAAGCAGGGGGUGACCAGGCUGAAGGGGACAUCGUGGGUGACUGUAGGGCGGUGACAAUCACCCUUUCCCUAGGGGGCAAGAAGAAUCCAAGUGAAUCCAUCUGAAAGCCUUCCCCAGCAGCACGCAAGUUGGGUGGGUUUGGAGGAUUUGCUGGGGAGGAGGGGUGUCUCCAAAAAGCACAGAAGACAGUCUGCUACCCCGGUAGCCAGCCUUAAUCUAAGGGUCUGCCGCAUGCUUUGCCUGGUAGGGUGGCACGAAGCCCUAAGAGAUAAAGAUCCCAGUGGUCGAUCAGCCAACUGGUGAGGGGAGUCAUGGGGAGAGACUCCGCCAGCCAAAGGGGAGAGGUGCGGCCCACGGGCGGAGGGGGACGGGGAGGGAGACCCCGCCAGAUGCUUGCGUUAGGAUCUGUCAGGGACAGGGCCAAAAGCCUGCAAUUAUUGUGACCUGUUAAUUUGCUAAUGACUAAUUUUCCACGUUGUUUGCAUUAUGUAAACCAGCUGGGAAGAUGACGGGGGACAGCACCUUAUUACUGGGAAGGGAGAGGGAGGGAGAGGAAAGAGAAAGGAGAAGGAAAGAGGAAGAAGAAGAAAAAGAAAAGGAGGCUUGGGCUGGGGAGGGCUCAUUGGAGACUAGUUUCCUAGUUUCCUCCAGAAGGCAGAACGGGUGAAUAGGGUUGAAAAGGCUUCAGAAGGGGAAGAGAUGAGAGGGUUGUGUUUAAGGAGACCCUGGAGGGGAGCCGGCUGAUGUGAGGGGGGAGGGUAAGGGGUACCCCAAGCUUUUCUGCUUUUAAUGAACAAAGGGCAGACUAUCUCUUGACCCCCCCCCCCCCCGCCAAAAUCCUGGUUCAGGAAUGCCCGGGCCACCCACCAACCAGGAAGCCAUGAGGGGGCCCAGUGACCCAAGGAAGUGGGUAGGGUGCUCUCUGGUCUCCAGUUGGGGGCAACUUAAGCUGAGACAAGGACCUGGCUCAGGCCCCCUCCUUGGGGUUGAAAUCCUCGGCCACCAGCAUUUCUAGCUUCCAAUGGUCCCUGCUGAGUUUUAGCUUGUGCGGAAGAGGAGGUAAGGUUGGGAUAAAAAGAAAAUGAGUUUAAGUUGCAGCAAGAGAGAGCUGGGUUAGACACGAGGAAUACCUUCCCACAUGCCUGCAGUUGGGGAGAAUAAAAGCUAGUGAAACAGGUCCUGGAAGGAAACUGUGGAGUUUCUGUCUUUGGUGAUUGCUAACCAUAGGGCAGACAGCCAUCUGUCCUAGGUGUGCUAGGUCUGGAGGCAGGGGGAUGGGCUGGGUGACCUCUUUGGGUCCUUCCCAGUUAGGUUUCUUGGCUCUCUGGGAUGGGGGGAAGUCCUGAAAACACAGGUGCUCCCCAAGUGGGAGAAAGAGAAGGAAUAAGGAACGUAGUAGUAGGGGAAAGAGAAACGGAGUGCCUUGUUGGUCCUUCAUGAUUAGCACGUUGGGGAAUUAUGAGCUAUGGUGACUCACCCACUAGGAACUGGGUUGAGGCCACAGUCAACGAGGUCCAGGCUUCCCUUUCCAUUUCCUGACUACAUUUUAUUCCCAAUCUUUCCCUUCCCCUCACUCCCUUCUCUAGCUCUCUCCUGAUGCUCUCCAGUAGGCGGAGUGUCCCUGUGUCCAAGUGAAAUAUUUCCCAUUUUGGAUAAAACCAAAAGACAGCUCAGCCCUGUGAUCCAUCCAGCCCAGGACCCUAUCUCUGACAGUGGCACUAGGGCACUUGGAGGGACGGUGACAGUGGCUCUUCUGGACACCCAUUCUUGUGGCUAGGGAUGGGUCACCUGACACCCCUCACUUUUCCCUCGACAUCCCUAACUCUCCUUCUAGUGGCUCAGUAUGGACUGCUCUUCUGUAAAUGCCUGAGAGUUUUAAUUUUCCACUCUCAAAUCCAGGAUGCCCCAAGGGCCACUGACACCCUCAAGUAGGGAGGAUUCUGCUGACCUAGGAAAACUGUAGAUGGCUGUCAUCAACAGCCCCCAGCUGCCCCUCUCCAAUGGCUGACAGAUAGCAGAGGCCUGGCCAGGAAGCUUAAUUUCAUUCACUUGAUGCUACAGGAAUGGUGCAGUAGGCUGCAAACUGAGAAAAGGAGAAAUCUUUCAAGGGGCUGGAAAAGAUCUUUAUUGUCAUUGGUUAAGUGGCGCCACCCCCCUCCUGUGCUCCUCUGGGAUUUUGACUUGAGGCGGCAGGAACCAUCUGAGACUAAGGGGGAGACCCCUCUCCUUUUUCUCCACUGCCCCCCCAACCCCAGGACUGGUGGGAAAAUGCUGGCAAAUCAAAGGUCUAGGCUCCGGAGUCUGAGAGGAUAAAUUCAGAAUUCUGCCCCAGGAAAUGCCGACUUUCUAUAGAGCACUGGUCUGUGGGGGUAAUGGGGCUUGGUGCCGUCUCCCCAACUCUUUUUUCGGCUGGGGGUGAAGCCGCUGUUCCUGCCCCCAUGGCUCUCUGGGCCGGACUCCUAGCCUUGCUCUCCCGGGGCUUCCACGAGACCCAAAGCUUCUGAGCAGGACUGGAAAAGCCCCAGAUAGGGUCUCUCUGACCUGUUGUCUCGCCACAGCCUGCCCACCCCUCCCCUGCUUGCUGCCCUCGAAAACCCCCUUUCCCUCCCCUGAUCUCUACCCUGAGUUGACUUAGCGUCCUCCUCUUCCAUAUGGACGCUGGAGUCCAUCUAACCGUAUUUCUUGUCUCCCUUGCCAACUCCCACCUAAUGCCACUACUUGCCCAGUCCAGUUGGUCAGGACAGGCCUCCUCUUUGGCCAUCACUGUUGGAGGCGGUCCCUAGAGUGGGGAGGGGUUCUCUGGGGAGAUCUGUAUGUCCCCAUAUCCCAAGCUAGGGCCCCCAUGGCGCCCAGGGUUUUCACGUGGCAAGGGGGUCAGGAAACAGCAAUGGGAUCUUACUUCCUGGAGAUGUCUCACUUCCAAGUCACUGUGGUUUCAAAGAGAAGAUACGAUGGGUUGGCAUUUGUUCUGUCCAGAAUGUGACUAGCUAGAAAUAAGAGGAAAAACUGUACGCAGUCAGCCAGACUCCAAAGGGGUGAUGGAGGAUAGGAAGGGAAACAGAGGGACCCAGAGGAGCUCAGGCUGGGGAACACACCCAUCCACCCGCCAGCCAGUAUGGGAAAGGGGCAGCAGUGGAGUGAGGCUGGGGGAGAAAAGCUGGCAAGUCAAAGGCCUGGGCUCUGGAGUCUGAGAGGAUAAGUUUAGAAUUCUGCCCAGCCACCGCCACCCGCCACAAUACACACAAACCCGCCAAAUCACUGUCUCUUUGCACCUGUGUGUGCCUCAGUCUCCCUGAGCUAGGAAGACAGGAGAGAUACCUACUGGACCUACCUCACCUGGGGUUGGGGGAAGAAGGGGAUGAAUGGAGGCAGUCAGCUGGCUUGGGGGGCAAGGGAAUGGGAGGGGCUUCUCUCUGUUUAAAUUGCCUGUGCAUCAGCAUGAAUAAUAAUAGUAAUAAUAAUUGUGGUAUUUGUUAAGCGCUUCUUAUGUA
This is a messenger RNA of Tachyglossus aculeatus (Australian echidna), 11368 nucleotides long. It is a transcript of the gene APC2, whose product is annotated as APC regulator of WNT signaling pathway 2. Lineage: Eukaryota; Metazoa; Chordata; Mammalia; Monotremata; Tachyglossidae. The record is from RefSeq and is a predicted model, not a curated record. Gene Ontology annotation, cellular component: cytoplasmic microtubule; catenin complex; beta-catenin destruction complex. Gene Ontology annotation, molecular function: beta-catenin binding; gamma-catenin binding; microtubule binding. Bases 41 to 7435 code for a protein of 2464 amino acids. Gene Ontology annotation, biological process: cell migration; regulation of cell differentiation; positive regulation of protein catabolic process. The transcript is spliced from 15 exons.